Molecule: messenger RNA, 1424 nt
Organism: Dichomitus squalens LYAD-421 SS1
Lineage: Eukaryota; Fungi; Basidiomycota; Agaricomycetes; Polyporales; Polyporaceae
Exons: 2
Coding region: 1-1380 (459 amino acids)
Source: RefSeq, a predicted model, not a curated record
AUGCCAAGCACACCUGUUACGCCUCUCCAUCUUCCAACGGAACUCAAUCGACUGAUAGUCGACCAGCUGUCCGACGAUAGAUCAUCUCUGUCGUCUUGCUCCCUAGCUUGCCGUGCCUGGACUGGCUUGACUCGCGUGCUCAUCUUCCACACCGUCAAGCUCCGCGACUUCAGGGACGCAGAAGGCUACAAGUUCGUGGCAUUCCUUGAACUUCUUGAAGACAGUCACCGCCUCAAAUUGGAUGUCGGGAUGUACAUCAAGGAAUUGAGCCUCAAUGGGCGACACAACUUCCAGGAAACCGACGAAGACGCGUCUGCCUCCUCCCCGCUUGUUCACACCUCCCUUCGUUCUCUUAUAUCCCUCCUUCCGUAUCUGCAGAAGUUGACCUUGAACACGCUGGAAAUUGGGUCUUCAUAUGGCGCUUACACAUAUAGAGAGGAGGACGACGAGGACGAACUUGAUGAGUUCGGCCCUCGACCUGGGCCGAUUUCCCGCCUCAAGCUACGCAACCUUACUAUUCGCUGUUGCACGUUUGAUCGGACAUUUUGUGCUGCCAACCUGCUGUCCAUGUUCUCCCGCGUAGACCAUCUACAAGUGAUCCGUUCGUACGGGCUCUCCGGAGAUUACAAGGAAGCGCGGAUGACAGGCCUCGUACCCCCGACCAUCACGUCGUUCGCUUACGACGGGGUUGACUAUGCCGCACACGACCUGUUUGGUCUCCUACUCGAGCAGGACCCGUGGUCAAACUCCGGUACGCUCGAACGAGUCUCAUUGCGCGGUCUGGGCCGUGGUGGAGGCAGAACUGUUCAGCUUCUGCAUCAUUUUUGUCACAAUCUCGUCAAGCUGGAUCUCGGGCUCUACCAUCUCCUCUUCGGCGGUACAGAACGGUACCCCACCUCAUCUUGGGACCGGUUGAUGCCUGCCAUCCACUCCUGCACCUCUCUGCGCUCACUCACACUCUCGAUUGGCUGCGAUAGUGACGAGGAAUUCCUGGGAGACCCUUUACACACGUGCACCCCAGAAGGUAUCCGUGCUUACGCACUGACGCUCGGCGGCUACUUUCCCGUCCUGCGUACGGUCACCUUCAACGUUUACUCCUGCCGCGUCUUCACCGCCGCAGAGAUACUAGCAUAUGCGCGCUCGGGCAGCCAGCGCGUGGAAGUCUGGCGCGAGCUCGACAAGUCGUUCAUGGGCCUGCAGGCGCUCAAGCGGGUGUCAAUCAUCUUGCACGACUGCCCGGAGUGCGGCCUCGAGGUUGUGCCAGACAGUACUAUACGAGGGUUCGUGGAGAAGAAGUUGGCUGGGACACGUUCCGCGGGAAAGCUUGAUCUCCAGCUGGGGCGUAGGCUGCCGUGCUACUUACACGAACGAUUCCACUAGUGUUCCUUCCUAAGCUCCAUGUAGUGUACCACGAGGAUAAUUGU